AUGGUGUUCGAUAUACUAUAUCGCAUCUACUACGGAUUCAUUAAUCCACCCGCAGCGAAGAAAAAUAAUGACGCCAUUCGCUUCGGACUGCUCGGUGCAUCCAACAUCGCGCCAAUUUCCCUAAUCGCCCCUGCAACUUCCCACCCAGAUGUAAUAGUCGCAGCGAUCGCAGCACGAGACCGGACUCGAGCAGAGAAAUUCGCAAAGAAGCAUAAUAUCCCAAUAGUACAUUCGACCUACGAAGAUGCAAUCUACAUCGCCCUUCCAGACAGCAAACACUACGAAUACGCCCUUCGCUGCCUCUCGGCAAAAAAGCACGUUCUCUUAGAAAAACCCUCCUGUUCGAAUUCCCGCGAAGCAAAAUCUCUAUUCACACAUCCACUCGCCACAGCCUCGACCGCUCCAGUCUUGCUAGAAGCUUUCCACUACCGCUUCCAUCCAGCCUGGCAAACAUUCCUGAAUGUUAUUCAUAACGCGGCUGAGGUGGGUCCUAUCAAGUUUGCUUCUGCGGAACAGUAUUUUCCUAAAUAUGCGUUUGGGAAAGACGAUAUUCGUUGGCAGUUUGGACUCUCCGGGGGUUGUAUGAUGGAUUUUGGGACUUACCCUAUGAAUAUUCUUAGGCAGGUUUUGAGAGAGGAGCCUGGGGAUGAGUUGAAGGCUGAGGCGAGGAGGGUAGGAUUGGAUGUUGACGGGAAGGAAGAGGUCGAUGAGGCUAUGAUGGCGAGGUAUGUUACUAAGGGUGGGGCGGUGGGGAGGAUGGUUGCUGAUCUGAGGUAUGCGAGUUGGGCUUUUCUUCCUGGGCUUGCAUGGCCGAAGUGUGAGGUUGAGUGUGGGGAGAAGGAGGUCGAGACUGGGGAAGUGGAGAGGUGUUUUGUGAAGAGGAAGGUUGUGUUUUGGAAUCAUCUUAUGCCGAGUAUUUAUCAUCGGAUUGAUGUUGAGGAUACUUAUUCUAUUCGAGUGGGAGAGGAGGUUUUAAAGACGUGGAAGGAUGAGCGGUACUUGAAGGCUUAUACGUGGCCUAGUGGUGAUAAAGGAGGGCCUGAUAAGGUUGGAAAAGAGUGGUGGUCAUCAUAUUUUUAUCAACUUGAGGAGUUCGUGAAUAGGGUCAAGGGACGUGAGGGAUCGGGGGUCUGGGUGGAUGGGGAGGAUAGUAUCAAGCAGAUGGAGGCUAUUGACCUGGUGUAUAAAAAGGCCGGGAUGCAACCGAGGCCUUCUAGUGGGUUUCAACUAUAG
Molecule: messenger RNA, 1233 nt
Organism: Penicillium odoratum
Lineage: Eukaryota; Fungi; Ascomycota; Eurotiomycetes; Eurotiales; Aspergillaceae
Product: Gfo/Idh/MocA family protein
Exons: 3
Coding region: 1-1233 (410 amino acids)
Molecular function (GO): nucleotide binding
Source: RefSeq, a predicted model, not a curated record